ACUAUGAUAGCAGUUGGACUUGGUGUUGCAACUGUUGCAUUUGCAGGUCGUUAUGCUUUCCACCUUUGGAAACCAUUGGAGCAGGCAAUUACAGAGACAGCAAAGAGGAUUUCAACUUCUAGUCUUUCAUCAUACUAUAAAGGAGGAUUUGAACAGAAAAUGAGUAGGCGAGAAGCUAGUCUUAUUUUAGGUAUAAG
Leptosomus discolor (cuckoo roller) is the source of this 197-nucleotide messenger RNA. The record is from RefSeq and is a predicted model, not a curated record. NCBI's taxonomy places the organism in Eukaryota, Metazoa, Chordata, Aves, Leptosomiformes, Leptosomidae.